AUGUCCGAACUGUCUCAACCGAUGUUCCCAAGAUCUCGGAUCUAUGACGGUGCGGCAGCAUACACAAAACCCAAACCUCCGCCGAUUUCACAGACGAAACUAAGCGGACGAGGGCUAAAGGAUCUCGAUGAUCAUGAUAUCGACGGUUUACUCUCCAACUUGAGCAUUGAAGAACUAGAAGAUCUUAACGAUGAUUUUGAUCCUGACAUGGCUAACGGAUGGGAAAAUAGCAUGGUUGAGAAAGUGUUGCGUUGA
Molecule: messenger RNA, 255 nt
Organism: Cooperia oncophora
Lineage: Eukaryota; Metazoa; Nematoda; Chromadorea; Rhabditida; Trichostrongylidae
Source: the annotation of a GenBank genome assembly